Lepisosteus oculatus (spotted gar) is the source of this 10860-nucleotide messenger RNA. RefSeq names its product zinc finger and BTB domain containing 2b (gene zbtb2b). The record is from RefSeq and is a predicted model, not a curated record. Gene Ontology annotation, cellular component: nucleus. NCBI's taxonomy places the organism in Eukaryota, Metazoa, Chordata, Actinopteri, Semionotiformes, Lepisosteidae. Gene Ontology annotation, molecular function: protein binding; DNA-binding transcription factor activity, RNA polymerase II-specific. Gene Ontology annotation, biological process: regulation of transcription by RNA polymerase II.
CAGUGGGCUGCCAGUUGUAAGUUGCAAAGUGAUACUGUAUACCUGCUGCUAGGUAAAGAAUGGGAUCAAUGUAUCAGUUUGUGCCAGGAGUCUGGGAGCAGUCUUUAAUGAAAUGUCCAUGGCCGUCUCGGCACAAAUGAGGCAAUACUCAUGAACCCUGUAAAGAACCCUCUCGAUUUGAAAUUCCUUCCAUGUUAUUAAUAAGUUUGGCUUUGUCUCCGUGCAAGAACUGAUAAGCUGAGCACCACACACAAAACACAUGGGAUCUAUUUAAUAUUAUUAUUGUUGUUGUUGUUCACAAAGUGCGUUUACACAAUCGCAAACCACUAAUGUCAGAUGAUUAGUGCACCCUAAUAAGGCAAACGUUUUUCUGGUGAAAGAUGGGUUACAUGGAGCCCUCAUGAGGGGAUCUGUUCUGUGCACCUGUGUGUAAUGCCAGUAAUUACAUCUCAAUUCUUUCAGCUUCACCUUUGUCUUCUGUUACCCCCAUUAGAAACUAACCCUGUCCUGUCUCAGACACGCAGUUGCCCCAUGUACUUUCAGUUGUUCGCUACUGAUGUGCAUUUGCCCUUACAUGAAACCUUCUAAACGUCUAAAUCACAUAUUUUCAUUUGCAGUCACUGGGGUUCGUUAACUACCUAAUUUGUGCAGAAGCAGGAACAACUGCGCACAUUAUCUGCUAAGCAGAGCUAAAGCUGUCCUCCCAUCUUUAUAUGCUGGUAUUCAAACCCCACAGUGAUGCAUAUGAGUGAAAUAUGCCAGGAUAUCCCCAUGAAAUCUGUGUAACAGCAUGGAUAACAGAAAUAGCAGAAUACAAUUAAGUAGGUAAAAAUAGCCAUGGAAAAUGUAUAUCACGGUAACAUCAAGGUGGAGAAAUGAAAUAUGUUUUUGCGAAGACUUUCAAUUUCAUUUCAUACCUUUCUCUAUUUUUUUGCCUUAAUGGCUGUGGAGAAACUUCCACUACUUCCUGCUUCUUAAUAUAUAUUUGUUGAUGUACCUUUUAUACUUAAAGAGUGUUCAGCUGGUCUUGAAUGUUCUAUUUUCUCUUUGUUUUAAUAAGCACUUUAAUUCCAUAACUCCUGUGGCCAAUUUACCGGUCAGGUGACAGCCUCGCUAACACCACCUCUCAGUACAACAGCGCUCAGCCUUAAUGAGAUAUGGAAGGAAGCUGGUGUGGAAUGCUCCAGCAGCAACAGGGCACAGCACAGAUUUUGGCAAAUAUCACAUCAUGAUGCUGUAGCAUCUCGGAAACUUGGUAUGGGAAUCAUCAGCCAUUUUUCUACCCUCUUGAGGCUGACUAAUUCUGCAGGAUAGUUACACUGUCGGGUCCAGGUUAUAAUGUUUGCUUUUGUCUUAUCAAACAGCUGAGGACCCCUGGUCAAUUCAUGCUCUCCCCAGACACCUUCAGCACUUGGCCAUCUGCCCCAUGUGCUUUCAGCUAUAUGGACAGCUAUAUGCUGCUUUUGGAAUCCCACCCAUACUUUGCUAGUGACGUAGCCAAUUUGGAAGCAGUGAUGUCUAGACUAUAGCUCUCGAUGUGCACUUUGAUUAUGCAUCCUUACUGGUUGAGCCACUGUCUUCCUCUCCUCUGUUGAUGUUGGCACAUAGCAGUAGACCAAGGGAAGACGAUUGUGGUCAGAAUGUGUUUUUUUUCUUAAAUCCCCGCAAAUCAUUGGUCUGUUAAGUGAUGAAGGAAAUUCAGCGUUUUGGCUAAUAGUACAGUAGCAUCUAAAAGUAACAUGUUCCUGGUGAGUGCUGGCAGAAUGCAAGACAGCUUCCAGGGGUGGCUGUGGAGUUUGGAUGAAGGUGAGAUCAGUUAGUUUCAUAGUAAAAAAACUACACUUGUCAUCUAUUGCUGUUGGUAGCCCACAUGUCUACAAACAGCUCUGGAAUCUUUGAUGCACUCCUAAAGGUACUCCCUGACACUUACCUUUCUUCCUGAUGAGAUGAUUGGGUCUUAAUUUCUUCCAGCUAACAACCUCUUAAUUAGGCUUAGAUUGCACUUACAUAGAAUUUAAACUUUUUAUAUGUUGUAAAUUGUCCUGGAUAAGGGUGUAAGCAAAUUAUUAGUAAUAACCUGGUGUUUUCCAUUGAUAUUUGUUAAACAAAUUGAUUGCAUUAGGCACAAAAUGGAAAUUCCUGUCCAUUGUGGUUUUUGUAUUUCACUAUUUUCAAUUUUGUGAAAUUUUCGGCUUUAUUAGUGGACAUCACUGCCCUUGGUUUCUGCAUGUCCUCUUUUUAGUUUGACUUAAGAAAAGGUGACUUGAAAGAGGUUAAGCAAAAGGGAGAUUCUGAUGUUUUUGGUGUUUGAAUACAAAAGCAACUGUUGUUGAAGUUUAAAAUUCUGUAUAAAGCAACAAUGCAAAUGGCUUUACAGCAUAAGAAGAAUAUAAGUUAUAAAUGAAUCUUUAUUUUCUUUAUCUGUACCUUUCUGCAAUGUAUACUAAUCUGCCUGAUUUGAUUUUCAAAAUAUGUGUUUCCUUUUAAUAAGGUGUUCUACAUUCUUUAUCAUUUCUAAACAGGGCCAUAGCUUCGUAUAUCAAACCACUGUCCAGUGAUGGUAUUCAUAUUGAUUAAGUCAUUGCCCACUUCUCUACUGGAUCUUCUGUGUAAUGGAGCUGCUGGAAUAUAAUGGCUGCUGUGCAACAUCCAAAUGGGUACUGCUCUUCAGGGUGGCUGAAGUGGGUCUCCUCUUAUUUUUCAAGUGCUUAGGGAUCGUUUGAGAUGAAGAAGCACUAUAUAAAUGGAAGGGAUUGUUAUUCACAUUAUGUGUCAAAGCAAAGUGGAUUUACAUUACUGUGGAGCAGGUAUUGUAAAAUAUCAAUGCACCACAGCCAUUUUGUUCUUUGGUGCCAAGCUGCUGGCCUUCUGUAUACAGAACUGGAAAUUAACUCAGUAAAUUAAUUACAAAUUAGUGCGUUUGGGAAAAUGAUGCUCUGCUGUCCAGCAAAUUCUGUAUUACAAACUGUGCAUUUGUUCAUCUUCUGCCCUAAUCCAUGUUUUUAUUGUUUUCAUUAAUUGCAUUGGGAAUGCUGAUGGGUUGUUUAUGACAUGUUAGAUUUUCAGUAACUGGUUGGAAGGAAAAGACAAGGCAGAAGCGAAGUCUUCAAAUCAAGAUUUAAUUAGAAGAUUAAUUUUUGCUAUUUCCUGCUUACAAACCUGAAGGAGGCUUAACAACCAAAACAUAGUGUUUUUUUCUUUCUGCUGUACAGUGUGGAAUUAACCCUUACUUCUUGUUUUCCUGUUUUGAAUGAGAAUUUUUGUGUGUAAGCUUUUUGGGCGGAGCAGGGCCCCAGGGGAGUGAAAAGGUGGGGGCAGUGGAGUAUCAAGUUCCACUGUUGAUACAAUGUGACAGAACCCUAAACCUGUGGCACUAAGAACAGUGCUGGGGUAGUGUGGCAAAAAUAAUGGAACUGGGGUUCCAGGCAGUGAACCGGCUGGAGUGAGAAAUGGCAAUGUAUUAUACCAGGACCACCAUUGUGUUUGGACGACUGAUUGCAAAGGGGAAAAAAUGUUGCUGGUCAAGGUUUCUUCCAUUCUUAGCUGUAUUACAAAGUUGACUCAACCUCCCUAACACUCACUUAUGUUUACUAUUAUUAAACAGCUUUAAUCCAUGAUCUUAUCCUCAGGAAUGCUUUUCAAUCUAAAGACAAUAACCUGUAACAUGAGAGUUGCAAGCACAAAAUAGGUCGUUUUCAUGUUUAUUUUCCAGUAGUUUUGUAUUUUACUGCAAUUCUGUUAAUACAUCAUCCGCAAUGAUCAACUAUUAUCUAGUGAUUUUUUUAUACCUUAGAAUACACUUUCUGUGCAAAGGAUAAAUUAUUCAACUUAAGAAAAAGUCACGUAAUGGUAUCCAAAAUCAUGAAACGUGCUUUAUUAACUACACUUUAUAGUAGAUUAUGCUACUGAUGUAAAUUAAGAUAUGAUUCAGAUGGAGAGGAAAAAUCAAAUUAUAGAAGGGUUGCGCACCACUAGCACCGAAAAUUACAUGGAUAGUGCAACAGUUUGCACGUUCCUAUAACUGAAUUGUGUAUUCUUUAAAACGUAGUUACCGAAACCUGUUCUCAGUCCGAUGUUGCCCAUUUUUCCUAAAUAUUUCCUGGUAAAAUGCAUAAUUUCAUAUUCAUCCGAGUACACCAGCUGUCUGUACACAGUGAUCGUAUCGUGGAGCUAUGACAGUUUCAGUACUGUGUUCAAGCUCAUAAAAGAAUACAUUACCGCACCGCAUCUAAUAACGCCUCCUUCAGAACAAAACAUGAAAGGAUGGAAUGAGUCUCCGAUUAAACCUCUUAGAUAUUUAAGCGCUUGUCAAUGAAAAGCUGUAGCAGCUCACGUGACACACUGGUAAAAAGUAAAUUAUGGUAACAUAAAUGAAUUUCAUUUUUAUGUGUUUGUAUAGUCUUAUCAUAUAUAUGCACGUAUAUAUUUAUGAUGCAAAGUUUUUUUUUAAGUAUCUGGAUUUCUAUAACUAAACAGGGACAGCAGAUCUUUCCAGGGUAUUGUUGACCAUAAAAAACAAGCUUUUUUAAAAAAAAUACGAAGACUGUAUAAAUUUGUCUUUGCCAUUUGGUUAUUUAUGUUAAAAAUGCAUCAUUCUGUGUUUGCACAGACAAGGGGCAACGCGCAAGUUGUCAAUUCUUUAUCGUGGUGGCACUUUUUCAAUACCGCUUUCGCAAGCACAGAACAAUUAGCAAGAUGUCCCGGGCAGUGGGCUUUACAAACUGCUCUUUUUUAAGUGCUUUGGAGACAGUCAUGUGAUUGUAACGUAACCCGACCGGAAAACACCGACCAUCGCCGCCAAUGCUGCGUUUUAGAGGAACAGAGCAGCUGCAAGCCCAACGGACAAGUCCCCGGUAACAAACAACAACAACACGACAAACUCCGCAGCUACAAAGGGAGCACAAAGGAAGGUUGAAGAAUGGAGCUGGCCAACCAUGGUCUUAUCCUUCUGCAGCAGCUGAACGCUCAGAGGGAGUUUGGUUUCCUGUGUGAUUGCACUGUGGCUAUUGGUGAUGUUUUCUUUAAAGCCCACAAAGCUGUUCUUGCAGCCUUUUCCAACUACUUCAGAAUGCUUUUCAUUCACCAGGACAGUGACUGUGUACGACUGAAGCCAGCAGACAUUCAGCCCGAUAUCUUCAGCUACCUCCUGAAUCUGAUGUACACAGGAAAGCUGGCCCCCCAGCUCAUUGACCCAGUCCGACUCGAGCAGGGCGUGAAGUUUCUGCAUGCUUAUCCACUGUUACAAGAGGCCAGUCUGGCAGGCCAGGCAGCUUUUCCGCCUCCGGAGCAAGUCAUUCCCCUGGCUACUUCCUUGUACGGCAUUCAGAUUUCAGAUCAACAGACUGGCCUUCCCAGCAGGCUCUCAGCGCGGAGGCAGCUGUCCUCUCCAUUUGAUCCAGAGCAGCUCUCGGAUAAUAAACGUAUUAAUAGCGCGGCGGGCCCUGAAUCCAAACAAGCCCCGUCCCUGUCUGAGCCCGAGGUCUCUACCAGAGGGAACCCCUCCACCAUGGAGGAGCAGAGCUUGGAAGCACCAAGCGUCAGCGAACACCCAGCUGCCAACACCAUCCUGCACGUCAAGCCCAGCAUUAUGAAGAGGAACUCCUCCUUCCGCAAGCAGUACUCCUGCCACAUGUGCGGGAGCCGUUUCAACCAGAGGAGCAACCUGCGGGAGCACCUGCUCCUCCACAGUCAGGGGCUGCUGCCCACCCCGGCUGCCCUAGCGGAGGCCAGCGUCUCCCCGAUGCUGAGCAACGCUCUGCCGGAGCCGGCCAAGGAGGUGGAGGACACCCCGCGAGGAAGUGACAUCAUCAGCGAUGGCGAGCUGCCGCUGGCCACGGAUUCCCCCAGGAUGGAGGGGCCGCAGUCUCAGGCCGAGACCCCUCCACCGUCGGACAUUGCCGACAUCGACAACCUGGAGAGCAUGGACCUGGAGCGCGAGGUGAAGAGGCGGAAGUACGAGUGCUCUACGUGCGGCCGCAAGUUCAUCCAGAAGAGCCACUGGCGAGAGCACAUGUACAUUCACACCGGGAAGCCGUACAAGUGCAGCGCCUGCGGCAAGAGCUUCUGCAGGGCCAAUCAGGCGGCCCGGCAUGUGUGUCUCAACCAGAGCGCCGAGUCGUACACCAUGGUGGACAGGCAGAGCAUGGAACUGUGCUCCAGCGAAGAUAGCAGCCAAAUAGAGGCCCUCUUCCUCUCUUCCAGCAGACCGUACAAAUGUAACGUGUGCGAAAUGACAUUUGCCAGCCCCAACGAGGUCAUGAAGCAUUUGUGCUUUGCUCAGAACGCCCAGAUGUUCUCUGGGUUGGAAAACCAAGCGCUGCAGAGUGAAGAGCUUCCGAAAGACGAGGGCUCAGACUCCUCCAAUCCUGGACAUUUAGUUACAUCAAUCAAAGCUGAGGAAAUUUUAGUUGAAUAAUGGACGUUUGUUUUUAUAUGAACAAUACCUUUUUUUUCUUCCUAAUGGUGAUGUUUUUAAAUUAAUUAUGGUCAGUAGUUAAGCUAUAAAAAAUGGGGGAUAAGCCAGGGAGUUUAAAGUUCUGUCCAACCAGUAAAUUGAACUUGGAAGAUCCAGAUCCUUAUAACUGGUUGUUUUAGACAUUGCAAAAUUAUAGUACAUCUCCCGCAGUGGGAUUCAACAUAGCGCAUCCUCAUUACACAAGUGCAUUGUGACAAAUGAGCUAUAUUAAUGUGCAUCUCAGCCUUUUUAUCAUAAUAUUUAAUCAAUGAAACAUGGUGCAACAGGCUAUGAGUAUGACAGGCACAAAUAAAAUGUUUAUCCAAACAAGCACAAUUACACAGUUAUUCCUCAACUGCUUUUCAAAUUUUGUUUCUGUUGUACACAUGCGCAGGAAGGGACACCUGAAGCGUAGUGUUUGCAAAGUUUAAUGCAGCCACCCAUUAGCUUCUAUGGACCUCUCUUUCAUUGACAUAUUUUAAUGACUAGCUUUGUCCUGUACAUGUAACAUACCAGGUUUAAAAUACCGGCAUCAUCCGGUCAAAUUCUUACUGAAAAACUAGUCUUCCUCACCACUUCCAGGUGAAACCUCCUGCAGUCCAACCAUUAUUCUUGCAGAUCUUGUUAAUAUGGUUCACAAAUCGAUAAUAUGCAACCAUUAAAGAGCAAGUACCUGUCUUAGUACUUCAUCUUUUCUCCAUGUCAGCACCGGAAGAUCAUGCUUUUGUAACACUCAUAGCUAACUUUGUGCCAGAAACAAAGUAGGUUUUAUGGAUGCUUAAAUAUUUUACUUUCAGAAGCAGACUUUGUCCCUGUUACUAUGUAGGCGUUAGACAUAUGUUAUACAUUUUUUUCAUUAAAGAACUAUAUUCUCUUUACGGUUUUAAUACAAUGUCCUUCACACCAUGUUAAUCAGAAGGGAAAAAAAAGCGUACAGAAGCCAAGCAAGACUUAAGAAUAGGUUGUGGUUUGAGAACCUUGAACUGGAAGAGUGGAGUGCAUUCACCCUUCGCUGACAGCAGCUGAGGGGGUAUGUCAUGUAGGGCUUCAGAAUAUGGUCAUAAAAAGUAACUCUAGAAGAUUUUUUUUUAAAAGAUGAAUUUGUUUAGUGCAAUGUUACAUGUGUGAAAUGGAAACUUGUGUUGUGAUUCAUGCUGUGGAGUCUCAUGCGGUCCAUUACAGAUACUGUACCUUUAAGAAACCCUUUUAAUACGGUUGUAGAAUCACUGAUAUAAAACACAAGAGAGCGUGUAACUGGUUUGGAUCUGGUCUUGAUUUACCUCGUCCGGUUGGAUUUAUAUGCUUUGUUUUUAGCAUCUUGUUUGCCUUAGCCCCCUCCCCACCCCCAUCACACAGAGCAAUUUCAGUUUGCUAGAUCUGUAGGACUUGAAAGAACGUGUUAUCUGCCUUGCAAUCUCCUUGCUCGCUCGCUCUAGAGCACACUACCACUGGGCACUGGAAAUGUGGCUGCAGCUUGAGGCUAGGGAGGGUACGGGAUGGUGAGAGCUCAAAAGUCUAACUUUCACAGCUUCCUGCCUGUAAGGAGCCAGUAAGUCGGUUGUGCAUUUCAGAUUUUUUUUCUGUCUCUUUGCGUUUUACAAGCUGAGUAUAUGCCAAGCGAAUAAUGUUAGUCAAUUCAGUUACUUCUUACCCUCACUGUAAAUAAAAUAGGAUUUGUAGACCGCCAGCCUGAAUACCAUGAGGAAGUGUGAAGCUCCCAUAGUGCCUUGCUUUCCACAUCCUGGUCUGUUCCAUGGCAACAGGGUCUGCUGUAAGUGUUUUUAAAGUAGAACUGGUCCGUAUAUUAUUGAUUGUGCUUUGUUUUGGUAUAGCUGUAGAAAUGUCACGAGGUGUAUUCUUUCUCAAAAAGUACUGAACAGAAAAUCCUCUUCUUGUGUCCGUAGUGACUGGUGCUUUUCUUUCAGCAGCAAAUGUGCACAAAACCUAUUAUGCUGUAACAAUGAUGAACUUCUUGCCAAUUUGUUGACCAUAAGUUUGAACCUCUUUUUAAAGCCCUUAUUUUUGUGUAGUAAACCUUUCUAAUUUUAUAUACAAUGCUAUAUUUACAUAAAGUUUUAUAUUGCAAAAAUGUAUAUUGCUUAAAGUAGGAGAAACUGUUCUUAGUGUAUUUGUACAUAUUCAUGUUUUUAUUAUUUUUUAUUUUUUUUUAAUAAGAAAAGGUCUUGAGGCCGUUGUCAUGAUGAACAAAUAUUUGUAUUACGUUUUCUGCUGGUAUUCAUUUUGUUUCCCUUUUUGAAGUGUUGUGCAUGGUUCUGCUGUUUCUGCUAAUGUAAAUGUAUUGCUCUCCCACCUGUUGCAACCAGGACAAUAUAUUUUUUACUUUGAAGAUUCCAUGAAAUUGCUGAUUGCAAGAAAAAAGUACAGUGAAAUUAGAUCAAGAAAUCUGUAGGUAACUUUGUUUGGUAAAGGAGGAAAAGCCCUAAAUGCUCAUUUUCUUUGAAUUUGAUACAGAUAUAUUUUGCUGUUCUGGUUAGGUUUCAAAAUCGUAUUCAAAGCAGAAGUAAUAGCAGAAUUACCUAAUUACCUACCAUAACACUAAUAUGGUAUGAAUCAAAACAGGGGAACAGGCAAAGGCAAUGCAAGACAUUCUUACAGUAACUGACGAUUUUGUUCCCUCUAGUGGAAUGCAGUGUAAUGGCAAUACAGAAUCCAUUUUCAGUUAUUUAGUAUUAACUUGAGGCAUCAUGGUAAUAAGCUAAACCAGGAGUUGGCAUUUCUAGUUCUAAAGAUUUUCAAUCCAGCACAACUCUCCACAAUUUCAUUAAACUGAUUAUUGGCGUAAUUGGAGCAGUUUAACAGCUUUUCCCAGCUGCUGCUGAUGAAUCGCUUAAAAUCUGUAGGAAUACAGCGCUUGGGACUGAGUUUUGAAGUCAUGCCAUGAACAACAAAAAACUGGCAUUCAGAGGUCGAAAAUGGAACAACGCACUGACAAAAACACAGAUUUAUUAGCUGAUGAAAGUGUAUUGGAAGAUGCUUAACUUUUUAGAAAUAGGAAUUUCUGUAGGUCUCUGGCUUACAUGACGAAAAUAAUUGACAAACCUUAUGUUGUGCUUUGAUGUCAGAUGUUACAGAUUGGCCUGCUCCUUUUUUCAUGUCCACAAGAAGCAGUUAAUUUCUUUUAAACAAAGUGCCUUUCACUGGCUAAAAUUAGAAGUGUUGUUUGAUGUUACACAAAUAGUGUGUACUGUAAAGGACGUUGUAUAAUUAUUUGUGUUUUUCUUUCAGCAGUCUGGAAAUUCAUUGAUUGAUGUCUUGCAAUAUCUGUAAUGUUUGCAACAACACAUAACAUCAUGGUUUAUGCUUCCAGUGAUGGUGGUGGUGGUUUAAUACACAGGUGUCGCCAGAUGAAAGAAAACUCUUGACCACAUAAAUCCAAAGCAAAUUGACGCAAUUCGUACGACCUGUGUUCUCAGGAAUUCAUGGGCUCUCCUCCUGAAAGAUUUGUGACAUGAUGAGCCUAAACUGAAUUUUCACAUACAAAUCUAAUAAAACAUUUUGUGUAAAAAAGGCAUGUUUUUCCUUUUCUCUUUCCAUCACUGCCUUCAAAUCUGUAGAGAGAAAUAUCGUGUGCACUGCAUAUAAUUUCUGUUUAUCUGUAGCAAUAAAAUUGUGCCUGGUUGCGAUCUAGUAUAAAGAUGAGUAAGGAAAGUCGUGAAUCAAAGACUUGAUUCCGGCCGUUUCAGACUUCAUACAUUGUAUUAUGUGCAUUAUUGUGCUCCUCUUCUCCUAAUGUACGGAGCCAUGCUUGGUGUCCUUGGUACAUUGUGGUUGGUAUCUCAUAGCUGUAUGAAUAUUGCAGACCACAUUUACAAAAACACUGCUGUUGUAAGAAAUGUACAUAGCCUCAUAUAUUGAACAUAGGUUAACGCUCUUGUAUCUCAGUUUGGAGGUAACUAUUCACUUACCCUUUAAUCCUACAAUGUGUGCUGUAUGUUUACAAGCACCUGGCCACACUGACAAAUAGAAUCCCUUUAAGGCGUGGCAGAAUAAUUAAAAGAAGAAGUGUUGGAGACUGGUUAAAAAUGUCACUUAAGUCUUUUGUAGUGUUCUUUACUGAAAUUGUAUAGUGUUCAGAAUCUGGAGCCAGACCCAUAGUCAGGGUAUGCAGGAAGCUUGAGGUACCAGGGAGCUUACUGGCCAUUGUCUGAAGUCAGUGCGUAAGGAAAUGAACGCCUCUGACAAUUUGUUUGACACUCCCAUGUAAAUUUAAGAAAUUACUCUGUAAUGCAUGUAAUCAGAAAGGUAGAUGCACAUGUGUAAUGGGAAGCAUUACAAAUGCAGUACAGUUCCUUCCUUUACUUAUUGUGUUAUUAAUAUCUCACUGUAUAGGAAUGGGAAGCCUUUUGUUACUAUUCUGUAUUUUUGUGCUUUACAUAAAUCAAGGU